AUGAAUCAGACGGUCGGCGUCGUGGGCGGCGGCGACUCUGCGCUGGACGAGGCUCUUGUGCUUACGGAGUACGCAAGCAAGGUCAUCGUGUUUCAUAGGAGCGACACCUUCAGCGGCGAGAAGGUCCUGCAAGAGCGCGUGAUGUCCAAUCCGAAGAUUGAAGUGCGCUGGAAUACUACAAUCUGUGAAGUGCUAGGAGAUGGUCAGGUUGAAGGUGUAGGCAUAAAGGACGAAGUGUCAGGGGAAACAUCGCGCGUUGACCUGUCGGGCGUCUUCAUUUACAUAGGACUGGACCCGAACACGGAGUAUCUACAAGAUGUUCUGCCGCUCGACAAUGCGGGGCACAUUCCAACGGACAUCUGGAUGAGUACGCCCGCGCGCGGCAUUUUCGCGGCAGGGGACAUACGGCAGAACUCGGCUGCACAGCUGGUCAGUGCAGCGGGCGAUGGGGCGACGGCUGGGAUCGCGGCGCGGCGGUAUGUUGAGGCGCUGUCCUUGCGCUAG
This is a messenger RNA of Geodia barretti, 504 nucleotides long. NCBI's taxonomy places the organism in Eukaryota, Metazoa, Porifera, Demospongiae, Tetractinellida, Geodiidae. The record is from the annotation of a GenBank genome assembly.